GUUUCCGUGACGUCAUCGGGGUGUGGCCGGGGCGGAGGACGCGCUAUGGCGUACCCGGGGCAGGGCUUCCCCGGCGCAGGACAGCCCCCUCCGGCCAGCCCCUAUCAUGGGGGCCCCUACGGUGGGGGGCCGGCCCCGGGACCCUACGGGCAGCCCCCACCUGGGGGUCCCUAUGGCGGGGGGCCACCCCCAGGGCCCUACGGGCAACCCCCGCCCGGGGGUCCCUACGGCGGCUCCUACGGCGGCCCCCAGCCCGGGCCGUACGGCGGGGCGGCCCCAGGAGGGAAUGCCCCGCCAGGGGUGGAUCCCGAGGCGUUUUCCUGGUUCCAGACGGUGGAUGCGGAUCACAGCGGGUUCAUCUCCGUCAAGGAGCUGAAGCAGGCGCUGGUCAACAACAACUGGUCCUCGUUCAACGAUGAGACCUGUCUGCUCAUGAUCAACAUGUUCGACAAGACGCGGUCGGGGCGAAUCGACGUCUACGGCUUCUCCGCCCUGCUGCGCUUCAUCCAGCAGUGGAGAAGCCUCUUCCAGCAGUAUGACAGGGAUCAAUCCGGCUCCAUCAGCUUCAGCGAGCUCCAGCAAGCUUUCUCCCAGAUGGGCUACAACCUGAGCCCCCAGUUCAGCCAGCUGCUGCUGGCCCGGUACAGCCAGCGUUCUCCUAAUCCCAGUAUCCAGCUGGACCGGUUCAUCCACAUCUGCAUGCAGCUGCAGAGCCUCACCGACUCCUUCCGGGAGAAGGACACGGCGCUGGUGGGAAACAUCCGGCUCAGCUACGAGGAUUUCCUCGCCAUGGUGGUGACCCGGAUGCUGUGACAUCCCCUGCUCCAAAGGCUGGGAAUUCUGGAGCUCUCCAGGAGCUGCAGCCAUCCUCAUCUAUCCUCUAAAUGUGGCUGAGCCUCUGUGAGAGUUCCCCCUCCCCUCUCCCGGGGCCAAAUUCCCAACGUGAUCCACCCAAAGCCUGCUGGGGUUUUCCUGGCUUGGAUUCCUUGGGAGUUGGGGUGAAUCCCAUGCCAAACUGGGACAGCCAAACCAGCUUAGAUCCCGUGCCAGCCCCAAAUUCCAGCUUCAUCCCAAGGCGUCUGCAGCAGAACAUCCCCGUUUUGGGGAGGAAAAGCUGAGCCUUGGGUUUGGAAGCAGCAGGAAAGGGGGAAAAUGAGGAUAAAGCUCCUUCCUUCCCUCUCUGAGUGCCCUGGGAGCCCAUCACACCCUUGGGAAUGUUUUCUGGGGGGGUCUCAUUGCUGUUUUUGGGGGGCUGCUGGAAUGGGAUGUGCUGCUGCAGCCCCAUGGGAUCGUCCCCUCGCUGUUGCCAAUCCUGAAGCCAAAUCCAGACGAAGUUUAGAGCUCAAUUUUUCCAGCUUUGGAAUAAAAGGCGUCGUGCUCCGGC
Molecule: messenger RNA, 1384 nt
Organism: Corvus hawaiiensis (hawaiian crow)
Lineage: Eukaryota; Metazoa; Chordata; Aves; Passeriformes; Corvidae
Gene: PEF1
Product: penta-EF-hand domain containing 1
Exons: 5
Coding region: 46-813 (255 amino acids)
Biological process (GO): COPII vesicle coat assembly
Molecular function (GO): calcium ion binding
Source: RefSeq, a predicted model, not a curated record